Molecule: messenger RNA, 460 nt
Organism: Myotis myotis
Lineage: Eukaryota; Metazoa; Chordata; Mammalia; Chiroptera; Vespertilionidae
Product: 40S ribosomal protein S17-like
Exons: 1
Coding region: 9-416 (135 amino acids)
Biological process (GO): translation
Cellular component (GO): ribosome
Molecular function (GO): structural constituent of ribosome
Source: RefSeq, a predicted model, not a curated record
CUGCCACCAUGGGCCGCGUUCGCACCAAGACCAUGAAGAAGGCGGCCCGGGUCAUCAUCGAGAAGUACUAUACGCUUCUGGGCAACGACUUCCACACCAACAAGCGCGUGUGUGAGGAGAUCGCCAUUAUCUCCAGCAAGAAGCUCCGAAACAAGAUUGCAGGCUAUGUCACGAACCUGAUGAAGCGGAUCCAGAGGGGCCCCGUGCGAGGCAUCUCCAUCAAGCUGCAGGAGGAGGAGAGGGAGAGGAGGGACAACUACAUGCCCGAGGUCUUGGCCCUGGAUCAGGAGAUCAUUGAAGUUGAUCCUGAUACUAAGGAAAUGCUGAAGCUCUUGGACUUUGGCAGUCUGUCCAACUGGCAGGCCACUCAGCCUACAGUUGGGGUGAAUUUCAAAACACCGUGUGGAGCCGUUUGAAUCUUUUACUAUGCUGUAAUAUUAUCAAUAAACCAUGGACACCU